Molecule: messenger RNA, 1407 nt
Organism: Hevea brasiliensis (rubber tree)
Lineage: Eukaryota; Viridiplantae; Streptophyta; Magnoliopsida; Malpighiales; Euphorbiaceae
Exons: 2
Coding region: 1-1407 (468 amino acids)
Source: RefSeq, a predicted model, not a curated record
AUGGCUCGCACCAAACGAAAAUCCCCUGUUGUUGCCGCUGCUUCAUCUUCCUCGUCCGCCUCCGAUAAUGUUCCUGUCGCGGCAUUGCGGAAGAAAAUGAAAGGUAAGCAAAAUGUGCCGCAAUCAAAAUCAGCUAGUGAGUCUUCUCACUCGUCCAAGGGUGUCGAAUCCCCUAAAUCAACGCCAGAAAAGAAAACAACAAUACAGAAGCAAGGGAUGGAUGCCAAAAGAAAAAUGGGUAUAGAAAAACUUUCGGGUUCAGUGGAUAAAGCACUGUUGGAUUGCAAAUUCGUCAAAUGGGAGAACUUUAAUCAGGUAAACUUUCACUUUAAAGAGCUUUUUGAGUUUCAAGGCUGGUUGGAUGUGUGUGAAUGUGCAAAUGAGUACUACCCUAGGCUUGUACAAGAAUUUUAUAGAACCAUGAGAACUGUUGAUAAUGAGGAUCGAUUUGAAGUGAUUUUGAAUACAAAUUCAUAUAGUGUUUCUGUUGAACUGAUAGCCACGGCUUUGAAAUUGCCCAAUGAUGGAAAUAAAAUUUCCUCACAUAAGGAUGUUGCUAGGGUGGCAGGGUUUAAUCUGGUUGAAUUUGAAAAUGAGGUGUUCCCUGCUAACACUGCCAAAAAUGAGAAAUCCACCAGUACCAAAGCCCUCCAGCAUAUCAAAAUUAUUCACAGUAUGGUGAAUUAUGUGUUCUGUCCGAAAUCUGGCAGUUAUGGCUAUCUGAGUCACUUGGACAUGUGUAUUAUGUGGCACAUUGUGAAUAAAGUUAGGUUGAAUUUAGCUUACUUAAUCUUCAAAAACAUGUGCAAAGCCUAUGGGAUUGGGAAACUGCCUUAUGCACAUUUGUUAACUGCUGUGUUUAAAGAGCUAAAGGUGAAUGUCACUAAGGAAAUCUCUAGGGCUGACUUGAUAGUGCUUAGAGAAAUACAUUCCGAAACUGAUGGGAGAAAAACAAGAUUUGAAAAGGGUGGUUCCUCCUCUGCUAAAGUUGAUUCUGGUUCUUCACUGCUCACUCAAAAUGAGGAGUUAAAGAAGUCGAUUACGGCUCUUCAAGAGCCAAGGAACUUGGAGUUCAAACUAAAGUUGAGGUCACUCGGGUUUCUGGCGAUAGGAGAAAGCAACAAAGUUGAAGAGUCUCCUGAUAUGGCAUGUGAAAGUGGUAAACUUGCUGAAGCAGAACUUGAACCUGUAGUGGAUGCCCAUGAUGAGCAAGCUAGUGACCAGGUUCUUGAACCUGAGAUUGGUCCUACAACUGAUGUACCUCCUGACCUUGAUGGUAAAAAAGUUGUAGCACCUGAAAGUGAGUUGCCAAAGGAAAGUGAAACGGUUCUAGAAUCUGAACAAGCUGUUGAACCUCCAACUGCACCACCAGUUGAGCCAGCUGUUGUUCCUACACAAAGACCGUGA